Striga asiatica is the source of this 1578-nucleotide messenger RNA. The record is from the annotation of a GenBank genome assembly. Lineage: Eukaryota; Viridiplantae; Streptophyta; Magnoliopsida; Lamiales; Orobanchaceae.
UUGCAGACAGCGGCAACAAUGGCGGGGCCACUGGCUCUCCGCCACCUGCUUUAUCACUUGCAGCGCCGCAGUUUCCCAAUCCCCCGACAUUCAAUCUUCCUCAGAUUCUCAAAUCCACUUCGCAGAAAACUAACCCACCCGUUUUCGACCUUCCACAAGCCUACUUCUAAUCCUCGACCUCUGGCCACGUUUGGAGCUGCUAAAGGCAAGUUUAUACCUCCCUUUCAGUCCAACACUUUGAUUCUCAAGGAAGAUGAAAGGUUGGGGAAUGGAGAACUGAACUGUGCAGAGCAAAUCCUUUGCUCGAGUACAAUUGCAGCUAUUGUGACUUCAUUGGGUGGGCCGCCAGGUGCAGUGGGGAUUGUGCGUUUAUCUGGUCCUUCGGCCAUUUCUAUUGCUGGGCAGGUUUUUCGACCCAUGUCAAGAAAAAGGAGAAAAGGUUCUAAUUGGUUGCCUAAUAGCCAUUUUGUUGAGUAUGGUGUGGUUAUAGAUUCACAUGGCAAUGUCAUUGAUGAGGUUUUAGUGGUGCCAAUGUUGGGCCCGAAAUCUUAUACUCGUGAGGAUGUGGUUGAGCUUCAGUGUCAUGGCUCUGAAGUGUGCUUGCAUCGUGUCUUACGGGCUUGCCUAGAUGCUGGGGCGAGGCUUGCCGAGCCAGGUGAAUUCACACUCCGUGCCUUUUUAAAUGGCCGAUUAGAUCUAUCACAAGCUGAGAAUGUGGAAAAACUUAUAUCAGCUAAGUCAUCGGCAGCUGCAGAUGCUGCAUUGUCAGGAAUACAGGGAGGCUUUUCUUCUUUGGUGAAAUCAUUAAGAGCUCAGUGCAUAGAGUUACUUACAGAGAUUGAAGCUCGUUUAGAUUUUGAUGAUGAGAUGCCACCCCUCGACCUCAAUUUGGUCACUGAUAAGAUUCAAAAGAUGUUGAUAGAAGUAAAUGAUGCUUUAGAAACUGCUAAUUAUGACAAGCUUUUGCAAUCUGGUGUACAGAUAGCAAUUGUUGGCCGACCAAAUGUUGGGAAAUCAAGCCUUCUUAAUGCAUGGAGCAAAGUAUGUGUUGAGAGGUCUGAAGCAGUGGCCACAAGUGCUGAUGUCAUUGUCAUGACUGUAAGUGCAGCUGAGGGGUGGACUGUAGAGGAUGAGAGGCUUCUCGAGAGAAUUCAAAGCAAUAAGAGUGCAUCUUCAUCAACUUCUCCAGUUGUUCUUGUGGUCAACAAAGUUGACUGUGACACGUCAUUUCGUGAAUGGGUCGUCGAAAUUUCCGGAAUGUUCGACAGGCAUGUUUUUACAUGUGCUUUGACUGGUCAAGGGAUCUCGGAUUUAGAUUCGGCAAUAAUAGAGCUCGUUGGUUUGAAUAAAGUCCCAGCUGGGGGGCGCUCGUGGACUGUUAACCAGAGGCAAUGCGAGCAGCUUGUUCGGACCAGAGAAGCUUUUCAAAGGUUACAAUCUUCAAUAGAGGAAGAGAUACCACUCGAUUUUUGGACAAUCGAUCUUCGAGAAGCUGCUUUGGCUCUCGGACAAAUAAGCGGAGAGGACAUUUCGGAGGAAGUUCUCUCUAACAUAUUUGAUACUGUGUUUGAAGUUUGA